CAAGUACACUUCUAGACUUGUACCAUUUGUAAACUUCUAGAACUCCUCCCCGGCAUGCAUUGCAUGCCCAACAUGGAUGAACUGACGGUGGAGGUCCGUGGCUCCAACGGAGCAUAUUAUAAGGGAUUUGUCAAAGAUGUCCAUGACGAUUCACUCGCUAUUGCCUUUGAGAACAAUUGGCAACCAGAGAGACAAGUUCCCUUUAGUGAUGUUCGGAUGCCACCUCCAGCCGAUGGUAAAAAGGACAUCGGGGAGGGAGAAGAGGUGGAGAUCUUCUCCCGGGCCAAUGAGCAGGAGCCAUGUGGCUGGUGGCUUGCCAAAGUGCGCAUGAUGAAGGGAGAUUUCUAUGUGAUCGAGUAUGCUGCCUGUGACGCCACAUACAAUGAAAUAGUCACAUUUGAACGUCUUCGGCCUGUAAAUAUCAACAAGGCGGUGUCAAAGAGCUCCUUCUUCAAGUGCACAGUCCCAGUUCCCGACGACCUGAAAGCAGCGUGCGAAAGUGAACAAGCGCAUAAAGAUUUCAAAAAGGCAGUGGGAGCUUGUCGGAUUGUCUACUGUUCAGAAACAAGUAGCUUGGUUGUACUGUCCAUAAAUGAAGCCACAGUUAAGCGAGUGUCUUUGCUCAGUGACAUGCACCUGAGGAGCAUUCGUACUAAGCUCAUGCUCAUGUCCCGAAAUGAGGAGGCCACUAAACAUCUGGAGAGUACAAAGCAACUGGCAUCUGGUUUCCAAGAGGAGUUUACAGUCAGGGUGGACCUCAUGGGCCUUGCCAUUGGAAGCCAUGGAAGCAACAUUCAACAAGCCAGAAAACUGCCUGGAGUCACUGCUAUCGAGCUGGAUGAGGGGAGCGGGACGUUCAGAAUUUACGGAGAGAAUGAGGAGGCAGUUAAGAAGGCAAGGAAUUAUCUGGAGUUUCUUGAAGAUUCUGUUCAGAUCCCCAGGAACUUGGUCGGCAAGGUAAUUGGCAAGAAUGGGAAAGUCAUUCAGGAGAUCGUUGACAAGUCUGGAGUGGUGAGAGUUAGGAUUGAAGGGGACAAGGAUGGCACACAGCCACGUCAAGAAACACAGGGAAUGGUCCCGUUUACAUUUGUCGGCACUAAGGAGAAUAUUGGGAAUGUCCAGGUACUUCUGGAGUACCACAUUGCCUACCUGAACGAAGUCGAGCAGCUGCGUAUGGAGAGACUGCAGAUAGAUGAGCAGCUGAGGCAGAUUGGGAUGGGCCACAGGCCUUCAUCUGGCCGCCCAGCAGACAAGGGCUACACCACAGACGACAGUGUGGCUGCUACCGCCGUGCACACCAGCCGCUCCUACACCGGCAGAGGCCGCGGACGCAGGGGCCCCAACUACACCUCCGGCUAUGGCACAAACUCUGAGCAAUCCAAUGCCUCUGAGACUGACUCUGAGCGUAAGGAUGAGCUGAGUGACUGGUCCCUGGCGGGAGAAGAACCGGAGAGGGGGACUCGACAACAGAGAGACAGCAGGAGGAGAGCUGGUCCAGGGAGGGGUAGAGGGCCCAGGGGCCGUGGAGCAGGGAGAGGAGCCCCCAACACCGCUCUGAAGGAUCCUUAUGGCAACCCAUACAGUGUGCUUGACAACACAGAGACAGACCAGACGGCUGACACUGAUGCAAGCGACUCCAACCUCAACACAAACCGCCGCCGCCGCUCCCGCCGCCGUCGGACUGACGAGGACACAACAGUCAUUGAUGGCAUGAGUGAAUCAGAUAACGCUUCCCUCAGUGAGAAUAGCCUUGAUGACUCAAAAGCUAAACCGCAACGGCGUAACCGUAGCAGCAGACGCAGUGUCCGCCCACCAGAGGAAAAGCAACCAGUUACAGUGGCAGAUUACAUAUCCCGUGCUGAAUCACAAAGCAGACAGACUAACCAAAAAGAACUGAAAAAGAACAAAAAAGAACUGGGGCAGGUUGAGUGUAUCGCGGAGCACAGCCUAUCUGCAGAAGCAAAUACAAGCAACGGACCCAGCAAUGGAAGAGGUGACGAACCAGGCAGGGCUUCCACAGAACAGGUUGCCAAAGUCACUUACCAAGGGAAUGGUGACCAGCAGCCUGUCCUGAACGGGGUUUCCUAAUCUACGAAUCCACUCAAACUCAUUAAUUGUACUACAUUUUUACAAUAGUUAUUGUACAAGCUUGCCAAAGAUAGUCAUGGACUUCCAGAUUCUCUACUGCACUUUUCAGUUCCCUCAACAUGGGACACAGAGAGAUUUAGCACUGAACCCGAGACAUAAGAGUAUGUUUCAAGUACAUGAUCUGAUGUUGUGCCUUGAGAAUAGAUUCAACAUAGUUAGUUGCCUGGCUGUAGUAAACGUUUUGUCAGUGAUGGCAAAGAUAGGAAGAAUCCAGUUAUCCUAAUAUUUGUUGAGUUAGCUGCUUUUUGUUACAUUUUAAUAUGCAACCACUUCUUCAUACGAGGAAAUGCAGUCUGGAAGAGUUUUGCACUGAAUUGUAAUUUAUUUUCCAUAAGAAUAACAUUAGUCUGGAAACUGGUCUGUUAAUGUUCAAUGUCAAUUUUUUUUCUUUUUCUGAAUGACACUCCACAUAGUAGUGAACCUGUAUGCUGAAAUGCACCCACCAGAGGCUGGAAUUAUGGUGGCAGUAACUGGUCUCAUGAAGGAGCUUUAUUUGGUUUAUCAAGUGUACAGUAUUUAAAAAGCUGUUAUUCCUAACACUGGCUGAAGACCGUAUUUUCAUGCAGGUGACAAUUUGGACUACUGAAAGAGAAGUUCCCAGAUGUUGGUUUGGUAAACUACAAUUCUGUUUUUUUAUGCUCAUUCUGGUUUGAUGUGCAAUAUGUUUUGUAUGCCGGUAGUUCUUAAAUAAAACCCGAUCUUCCAUUUAGAUCCAAA
Molecule: messenger RNA, 2865 nt
Organism: Oncorhynchus kisutch (coho salmon)
Lineage: Eukaryota; Metazoa; Chordata; Actinopteri; Salmoniformes; Salmonidae
Gene: fxr1
Product: FMR1 autosomal homolog 1
Exons: 17
Coding region: 55-2088 (677 amino acids)
Biological process (GO): regulation of mRNA stability; regulation of translation at presynapse, modulating synaptic transmission; mRNA transport
Cellular component (GO): cytoplasmic stress granule; neuron projection; nucleus
Molecular function (GO): translation regulator activity; mRNA 3'-UTR binding
Source: RefSeq, a predicted model, not a curated record